AAAUGUCUGUCUGCAAAGAUAAUCUUUUUGGGCAUUGCUUCUUUUCUGUGCAGAUAGACGGCCAGAAACCUUCACUCAAAAUCACCCAAACUUCAACUGAACAUUUGCUGAGCAGCAGGACCAACCGCAGUGAUCUCUUAAUCUGUUAAGGCUAACAGCAAAAUGGCAAACAAGGUAAACCAACGAUAUCCAUUGACUCAAAGGGGUGGAAGUCAGCUGUGGCUCUUCACCAUUAUCAUUCUUGAACUAAUGCUUCUGGAGAGAAUCCACGGCUGGACCUAUCAAAUUCUGGAGGAAAAUAUGGCCUGGGACAAUGCAAGACGCCACUGUAAACAAAAAUACACAGAUCUAGUUGCAAUCCAGAAUGCAAAAGAAAUUGAGUAUUUGAAUAAAACCUUACCUUUUUCAAAAUCUUACUACUGGAUCGGAAUAAGAAAAGUAAAUGGCACUUGGACAUGGGUUGGUACGAAUAAAUCUCUCACCAAAGAAGCAGAGAACUGGGCUUCUGGUGAGCCUAAUAACAAAGGAGAAAAUGGCAGUGAAGACUGUGUAGAAAUAUAUAUAAAAAGACGUGUUGAUGCAGGGAAGUGGAAUGAUAUCAACUGCAAUAGCAGGAAAAGACCUCUGUGUUAUGUAGCUUCAUGCACUGCCAACUCAUGUAGUGGUCAUGGACAAUGUGUGGAAGAAAUUAACAAUUACACAUGUAUAUGUAAUGAUGGAUUCUAUGGGCGAGACUGUGAAUAUGUUGAACAGUGUACCACUCUCGAUGUUCCUGACCAAACAACUAUGAGCUGCACCCAUCCUAAUGGAAACUUCAGCUUCAACUCUACAUGUGACUUCCACUGUGCAGCAGGGUUUACACUGCAGGGCUCACGAAGGCUCCAGUGCAAUGCAACAGGAACGUGGACAGCAACAAGACCCCACUGUGAAGUUCUAAGAUGUGGAGAGCUGGAGGAACAUGAGCAAGGAUUUAUAAAGUGCUCCCAUCCCAUUGGAGAUUUCAGUUACAACUCAACGUGUGACUUCAGCUGUGCCGAAGGGUUUGAGCUCCAAGGGAGAGACAGACUGGAGUGUGGAUUAUCAGGAGAAUGGUCAGCACCAAUUCCCAGCUGUGAAGCUAAAAAAUGUACAGCUCUAGAAGUCCCCACACAUGGAUUCAAGAAGUGUUCUCAUCCCAUUGGAGAUUUCAGUUACAACUCAACGUGUGACUUCAGCUGUGCUGAAGGAUUUGAGCUCCAAGGAUCAGACAGACUGGAGUGUGGAGUAUCGGGAGAAUGGUCAGCACCAAUUCCCAGCUGUGAAGCUAAAAAAUGUACAGCUCUAGAAGUUCCCACAUAUGGAUUCAAGAAGUGUUCUCAUCCCAUUGGAGAUUUCAGUUACAAUUCAACAUGUGAAUUCAGCUGUUCCAAAGGCUUCGAGCUCCAAGGGAGAGACAGACUGGAGUGUGGAGCAUCAGGAGAAUGGUCAGCACCACUCCCCAGUUGUGAAGUUGUGAAAUGUAGAACUCUGGUGACUCCCAGGCAAGCAGAAAUGAACUGUUCUCAUCCUGUUGGAGCAUUCAGUUACAACUCAACUUGUGACUUCAGCUGUGUCAAAGGAUUCAAGCUCCAAGGAUCAGACAGCCUGGAGUGUGGAGUGUCAGGAGAAUGGUCAGCACCGACUCCCAGCUGUGAAGGUAUUCCUCCAUACAUACCUGUACUAACGGCAUCUGUUACUGGAGUCUCUGCUUUGACACUGAUCGCCUGGUUAGCAAGAAAGCUCAAACAGAAAGCACAAGCAGAAAAGUUUUCACUUUUAAGCAAUGAAAAACAGAAUUUACCAAAAGACACUUACACAGCGCAUGAGGAGGUGUAGAGCCGCAUAUAUUGAGGUCUUUGACAGUUUUUCGUAAACAAGAGGUAAACAAGAAUUUUCAAGAUCGUUGGUUUUGCAGCUUCAAUAUUGCAAGAUCAUGGUACCAUUUAUGAACGGGUGGAUCUCCUCUCCCAACAGAAUUCAGUUCAUUCCAUUGACAGAAAUUUUCCAUCUGUCUGAAUUACAAAUGCUAGUGACGAGGCACUAAAACUUUCUGUCCAAUUCAUCAUGUGGUGAUACUCAUAUUUUUGCUGUGUGUUUACCAUCAUAGGAUUAAGUGAAAGCCUCUACCUUUACAUUAAUGAUAAAGGUAACUACAGAUGUGAUGACAAUGGACAAUUUAAAAAUGAAGCACCUCAACUUAAAAGAGACAGAGUAGUUCAAUGAUUGGUAUCUAAUUCUUAGAUCGGUGAUAUGUUGUCAGAAUAGAUUAUAUACUGCCACAGUUUUGCACAAUUUGUUUACUGCAGAAAAUAUGUGCAUUACUGAAGGCUUCGGUAACUGGUAUAGAAAAUACAAAUGCACUAAAGGAUAUGGUAAUUUGUCAUGAGCAGAAAUGGCCAAAUUUGUUUAACAUAAUUUUUAGCACUAGUAAUAAAACCAAACUAAAAUUUAAAAAAAAAUCUUUGCCCACUACUUUAGAUUGCUGCCUAUAUAUCACAAUGCUUUCAAUGAAGGCACUAAAACAACUUAUAUCCAAGCCUGCAAUUAUACCUCUGUUUCAGGUCCAAGAUUAUUUCCCCAUUUCAUUUCCCUCUUUACAAACCUCUGCCCAGUGGUUUGCUCUGAUAGAACUCCCAAAGUCAGAAUGUUGUGAGCACAUUGCUUUCUAAUGCCAGAACUCAUUGAUGCCUUGAAUCCAUUACAUCAUAUUUUAAGCUUUAUAAAAUCUACCUUCAACAGAUCUAAAAUUCUGUUUCAAACUUAAUUGAUUACAACACUAGUGAAAAGAAAGAUUUAAUUUCCUAGUAAUAAAGAAGGUAAUAUCGAGAACAACAAACUGGAUAAUGAGAUAGUCAAACCCCUUCUUCCCAAUAAAUUGAAAAACAACAUUAAUCAGAUAUGAUAAUCUAAACAACCUAAAUGAUUAUUUUAGGAAUUAAAGUGAAAAUACACAAUGAACACUGAAUGUAUUGUAUUAUUCUGUACUUUUUAUUCACUUCCCAUAUCUGUAUAUGUUGGUUACACAUGUGUAUUCACAUUUUUAUUUAUUGUGGUUUAUUUAAUUAAAUCCCUAUGGCUGAGAUAGUGCGUGAAAGGUGAAUGUUAGAUUUGUACCAUCAUCUCAUCAGGCAAACUGCAGUUUAUGGUGUGAUUUCCAUUGUGACUUUCCGUUACCUACAUGGUUCUAUACCUGUGUAUGACAUAAUGUUCUUAUGAUCUGUUAACAUAUAGAGUUAUAUCUCACUUGCAGUUCAUGAGUUGUUCAAAUGUGUUUUUGUUUCAGUGAUCUGAUAGGAAUUGGAUAAUCCAUUAAUGUACCAAGUUCGUCCCUCUCAAUCUGAAAACUAAUUAUGAAGUAACCUUGUGUAAAAAUUAGGGAACAAAUAAUUUGACCACAAAACACUGCACGCAAUCAUUUUCCCCCAAUACAUUUUCAAAAUAGUAAUUCAACAGGAUUGUAGACAAGCUGAUAAAAGAAAUCUAUGUGAAAGAAAGAAGCCAGUUAGGGAAUACGUUGCAGUAUCAAUAAUGUUCGUAAAAUAAUGCAUGACUAUCUCCACAUGGAAAUUUUAAAAUGUUCCAUUCUGCAGCAGUGCUAUCCCUCAUAAAAUAAACAAAAUAAACAGACACAAGUAAAAAAAACAUAGAUUGCGCAACUUUAUUGUAUCAUUUUACAUAGCACUCACCAGAAAGUAUGAAAGAGGAAAGUGUUUUAAGAUAUUUCUGAAAUAUUUUUAAGAUGUCUACAUAAAUAAAUUAACAUAUUGUACAUGUAGAUUAUAUAAUUUAUUUGUAUAUUUGUUGUUGAUAAAUGUAUCAAUUCCUUGAUUGACCUUUCUGUAUAUAAUUCUAAUAAAAUAUAUAUGCUGGUCAUAAA
Messenger RNA from Rhincodon typus (whale shark), 3895 nucleotides. Its product is annotated as L-selectin-like. Gene Ontology annotation, cellular component: membrane; external side of plasma membrane. Gene Ontology annotation, molecular function: sialic acid binding; calcium ion binding; oligosaccharide binding. Lineage: Eukaryota; Metazoa; Chordata; Chondrichthyes; Orectolobiformes; Rhincodontidae. The record is from RefSeq and is a predicted model, not a curated record. Gene Ontology annotation, biological process: heterophilic cell-cell adhesion; leukocyte tethering or rolling; response to cytokine. The coding region runs from base 163 to 1854 and encodes 563 amino acids. The transcript is spliced from 13 exons.